This is a messenger RNA of Aethina tumida (small hive beetle), 6486 nucleotides long. RefSeq lists its product as uncharacterized. Bases 155 to 5077 code for a protein of 1640 amino acids. Lineage: Eukaryota; Metazoa; Arthropoda; Insecta; Coleoptera; Nitidulidae. The transcript has 7 exons. The record is from RefSeq and is a predicted model, not a curated record.
UCGCGUCCAGUGUGCGACGGUGGUGGGCGGUGCGUUGAAACAAUCGCGAAAUGCGCGAUCCGCACGCCGGAUCAUCGGUGGAAACGUCAGUUUUGAAAAGCCCCGUUCGGAAGGAAAUCGCCUAACAGACAAAACACCCACACUACCAAAUGCUAUGGCAACUAGAGAAAAGAAGACUCCAGUCAGUAACAAGAAGCAGUCCUUAAUUGCGAAAGACAUGCCCUGCGACACUACUCAAGAAAAUGACAAGAAAACGCCGAAAACCACAAAAGUGCCGAUUGGGAAGAAACUCGCCGCCAAGAAGGUCGUAAAGAAACCGGGUCUGGCCAUCAAACUGAAGGCCAAAGCUAAACAGAAUGCGCCCAUAAAGAAAAUCACAAAGACGAUUUUAAAGAACGCCAAGACUCUCGACGCCAAAAAGAAAUUACUAAACAACGGCGUUACGGAAGUCAAAAAGCAACCUCGCAGUCGCAAGAAAAAAGAUGAUGCAACAGAAACAACUGAACCAAAGAAGAAGUCCGGUAAAAAGGUUGUGAAACCUGUGGACGUUAAAAUCGAAAACGAGGAAUUGUCCAAUGCCAGUGACGUAACGGACACUUCGAACGUGGAAAUUGCCAGACCGGGUUCGAGGAACAGAAUAAAGAAAAUUAAAGUUGAACCCGAGCCGGUGGAAGAUAUAUCGUUUUUAAUAAAGCCGGAGUACAUUAAGCCUGACCCCGAUGCUUCGUCGGAAACCGGCAAAACGGAUCCGGUUAAGCCUAAGAGGCUCACGAAAAAACAAAAACUGGAGCUGGCUCAAAAGUGUAUUAAGAAAGAGGUUCUAGACUCUUCGGCACAGGAAGUGAUAGACCGAUUGGACUUAAACGUAAAAAAAGCGAAGGCAAAAGCGCCCAUACAAAGGCGGAGACACAGCAUUGAAAAAUUCCCUGUAGGCAGCAUAGAAAAUCUGGACCAAACAAUAUCUAUAUUCAGUCAAUUACCCCGAAGUAUCAGUCCGCGAUCAAAGCGUAAUGCCAAAGUAAGGCAAAGCAUCGACGGUUUGAGACGCUCCAGUCCCUACACUAGAUCUGAUUCCCCCGCAAGGAUGCUUAGGAAUGGAAAACAGAGGAAACUUAAAGAUCUGAAUUUGUUAGAAGGGCUCAGUCAGAAAAAACGACGAAGACUUUGCUCAGAUUUGAGUGGAAGUGAAAUGUCUGUCUCUAAAAUGUCGGGUUAUGAGUCGGACAGUAGCUUUUCAGAUUUGGCGUCGUUGCAUGGUGCUGAAACUGGAGAGAUGGACUUGAAAGCGGACGGUGUCGAAUCUGAUGACAAAGCAAUUAUUCCUGCCAGUAAGAUAAAGAGAAGUCUAUCUACCGACACUGCCAUAAGUGGACCAAUUGACAAUUUAACCGACACGAAUUCAAAUAUUUACAAUGAUAGUAAUUCGUUAGAUAUUAAUUUGAAUGAUAAAAAGAUUAAAGCCGAAGAAAAAUCCGAAGAGGAACUAAUAAAAUCAAUUGCAGUCACUCCCAGUGUCAAAGUUCCAGAAAAAUCUUUUCUACUGGAUAUAAUGAAACAAACGUUUAACAGCGAUAGUGAGAAAAAAGAAGAAACGGUGGUUGACCCAUCGACUAAUUUUGAAAGCACCCCAGAAAACGUUGAAUCAGUUGAAAUGAGCGAAGAACUCAAUAAUAAAUCAGAAGAAACUACUGAGGAAACUGAACAGAUGGAUUUGGAUAAUGGAGCGCUCACAGACGAAAACAUUAAAAGGAUUAAAUUAAUUCCACCUCAAGAAGUAAGUCAAUUAUCGAUUGCUGAUGAAACUGAAAUAGAGUCGAAAGAAGUAUCGGAGGCCAUCGAAGAAGAUACUGAUGAUCCAAAAAUCACCAUGGAUCACGAACAGUCAGAAGAAAACUUAGAAGAAGCCGUUAAUAUCGAGCAAUCCGAGUUCAUGAAUGAAGAAGAAGAAACAGAAGCAAUUAACGAAAAACAAGACGAAGACUCAACUGAAAAAUUGGAAGAACUUCAGGAACCUAUGGACGAAACCGCAGACCAAGACGAACAUACAGAACAAUCUCUCGCAGGAGUUUACGAGGAUGAGGAAUUAAAUCAACUUUCUACUGAGCUAACACAAAUAAUUGAAAGUCAACCUGAAGCAGACGACAAUGAGGCAAAAACAGAAGAACAACAAGAAUCUUCUGAAGAAGUACCCGAAGAUGCGGACAAAAUGGACGUCGAAGAUGACGCACCUCCGGUUUUAGAAGCCGUAAAUAAUCUAGAAAAUAACAAGAUUGAAGUCCACGAAGAAGAAUCGGAAGCCGACGAACCCGAAUCGAGUCACGUCGAUGAGCCGAUGCCAGUUCUCGAAUCCUCCGUGCCCGAAGAACCCGACAACGAUAAGGAAAACGAUGCGGGCAAGUCUCCGAACAAUGAGGAGUCGGCGGAGGACAAAGCCCUGAAGGAGAACAUACUGCAGGCUUUAGGAUUACAGAGCUUGCAGGCGGCCGAAGAGGCGAAGCAAAAUCAAAAAGGAAAGGAGAAGGGCCAGAAGAACGACAAUUACACUGGCACCCUCAAGACUGUGAUCAAAAUUAACAGGGACAAGGGGGAGAAGAAGAAGGGCAGGAACUCGCUGAAGAUGACGCUCCAGAAGAGCAAAGUCAAGGCGGGAGAUUCAGAAUCCGGUGGGACGGAGGAAGGAUAUAAGAUCAUGAAAGAGAGUGCAUCAACAAGUUGGAAGCAUGGCACGAAUUCGUCGGAUACCGCUGGUGCGCACCGCCACAAGUCUCAUUAUUCUAACAGAUCUAACCUGGACGGCAGUAGCGAGCACACAUCUGAUGGAGAGGCCAAUUCACAAGAGGGCACCGCCAAAGCCCUCGUUAUUCCUGAGAAAGCCAGCUCCUUCAGUAUACAUCCGGGUAGAUUGUGCAAGGACGAGUGUUCGUACUGUUUCGGCAAGUUCGGUCUCUUCGACACGCCCUGUCACAUCGCCCAAAUGAAGAACGUCGACCGGCAAGACAGAAUUUUAGCCACCGAAAAACAUCUGACCAGGGACUCGUGCCUGUGCGACGCUUGCUACAGACACGUCGAUAGAAAAUCCAACACGCCGUCGUACACCAAUAAAUCUAUGAAGCGCAAUUCCCUGGUGGCGCCGGGUCCACGACAGAAUCACUGCCACGUGUUGGGCUGUGAGAAAGUCUCCACCAACAUAUUGAGAAGAAAAUGGAUAAUCAAAAUGAGAAAAAGUAUUUGCCAAGUGAUUAACAUCGACUUAGACAAUCCGGGUCUGCAUUCGAUCCCGAUAUGCGACGAGCACUAUUCAGCUCUGGAGCAUUUGAUGGUAUGCGGCAUGUGCAAGAGGAGAUUGGCCAGGAACCACAUCCAUUAUCUGGGUCCUGAAACUGCCGAUUUGAACAAGGCGCUGAAAGAAGAAGGCGUACCAUUAACGUUAUCUGAUAAACCGGUGGUUUGUAAACUUUGUAAGUGUUUCGCGGCCAUGAUUCUGAAGAAACCGGACGAAAGACCCGAGAACAGUAUGAAUUUCUUCAAUGAAUACAAGAAAAGACUGCUCCAUUUCAAUGACAUCGUACCGAUGGACGAGGCGGCCGCCGAAGAGCCGAUCAUCGUCCCAACCAAACAAGAGAAAGAAGCCCCCAAAAAAAAAAAGAAAUCAUCAAAAUCAGACGCCACUGAAGAGUGGUGUCAGGAACAACCGGACCAGAAUAGAGUGCCUUCAACAAGCCCAAGCCGUGCAGAAUCGCCGGCGGAUUUCAAUUCGGUCGAUUACAAUACGCUCAUUCCGGCUAUUGCGAUGGACUGUGAUAGUGACAGUGACACUAAAAAGGAUCAAUACACCAAAGAGGUCGUUAUUAAGAAGAUACCGCGGCUCGAGUCCGUAAAGGAGGCGGUGGAGAUAUCUAAAAAUCUGAAAGUGAAAAGUGUUAAGGACAGUGACGUUGCAGUGACAAAGCUGGGAUCUAAUCCGUCUAUAUCUGUCAGACAGUUGUUCCCCGGUGAGGAAGAUCUGCCGCUGAACGCCCACAUCGAUUUCCACAGCGUGAAGGAGAAAACACCCGAGGGCUGGGAGAAGUGCAGUUCUGUAAUUCAGUACGACACAGAAACCAAACAGUUGUGGAACGAAUUGCAGAAACCGUACGGCAACCAAAGCAGCUUCAUCCGGCAUUUAAUACUGCUGGAGAAGUACUUCCGAAACGGGGAGCUGGUGCUUUCGUCGAAUGCUAGUCAUCGCGCAAUAAACUACAGUGAGUCGGUGCAGAAUCGACUACGUGCCUUCGACAACAUGCCCUCGAACGCCAACGUUCAACCGUUCAGCAUGAUGCAGUUCAACCGCGCCCACAAGAGCCAAAGCGGAAUAAUCACCAGCAGAAAGGAACCGGUUACGUUAACUGCCAUCCAGAGCAAAAGCACAAUCACCUCCCAACUCAACAGUCCUCCAUUAAUCCCCCCAAACACGUACCUACAAAACGCUGUCAAACCUAAAACCAGCGCCGCCCCACCAGGACUAAUUUCGCUCAAUUCCGGCGGUAAUGCCAGACCGAAUGCCCCUCAAAUGAAAGUACAACAGUCACAAAAAAUUAAAUUCCCCAUCACCAAAAACUGGCGUCCCAACCUAAUACCCAUCGACCCCAACAAGAAACAGGAGAGGAAACAGGGACUGGUGCAGGUGAUCUCCGGAGGCAAGCCUUAUCACAUAACCUUCGAGGACUACAAGAAAAUGUGUGCGAUCAAGCGCACGUUCGAAAUGCGCGAGAAGAAACGUCUCCAAGAAGCCCAGAACUCGAAGCCGAUAAUGGUCACACACAAUUCCGUACUCAAGUCCAUAGUGCCUAGGAAGGGUCUGAUCAUAUCCAGAACCACCGGCGUCAUAAAAACUGAACCCGUGGACCCCGCGGAGAGUGAGACUCCGCUGGAAAAACUGGACAAACACGUGGGAAACAUCGGUGUGGUGGGGAAGUUGGCGGAGCAGAUGCCAAAAAUUCCGAAAUCGUUGACGGUCAUUCCGACCGUGGCCAAAAAGCCUUCGCGACCUUCAAGUCCCGUUUUGAUAAUCACACCGAAGACAAGUAACAAGUCAUGAUUACAUCUGACUGAAUUUGUUCAAAGUGCCUAUACACGUAACUUAUACCUUUUAGUUGUUGAAGUAACAUUGCGUAUCACAUAGGACUCAUGAUUGUUUCCGUUUAAAUUAUUUUAAACAAAAAACUCUUGGCUAAUGUUUUACUGCUUUUUGGAGCGUUGUUAAAGAAACUAUUGACACAAUUAGAUAAUAUUUUUUUAAAAUAUUGUAUAUACAUAAAAAUCUGAAAUUUGUACAUUGUUGAUUAAAGCAGUUUUUCCACAGCAAUAAGUUGCGGCCCCGAAUUACCGAGACCAAAAGGGUAUACCCUAAUUGUUACUUUUUUGUACAUUUAUCAUUCAAGUAGGAUGUUGAUUUUUUUAAAAGUAUCAUAUAUAUUUUCUAAGAUGUAUGAUAAUCAGUACUUAUUUAUAUAUGUUCAUUUUACCAUAUUCACCAGUCUUCUGUGGAUACCUGAUUUUCCAAAAAAUGUAGGCGAAGAAACUUUGAUAUGGGUAAUUUGUAGAUUAUAUUUUUGGAACACCCUGUUUCCUUUGCCAAAUCAAACAAAUCCGGAUUUAUUAAUUAAACGUAAGACGCUGAUUAUUUAUCGAAAAUGUUAACGAUGGUCCAGUUUUUUUAUGGGCAGCUUUUUUUUUAAUGAUUAUAUAAAUACUCAUGGAUGAUCAGCACAAACAUUAAUAAAUGUCCGGAUUUGUGUUUUUUAAUCUGUUUAGACGUGCAUUCGUUUUCAGAAAUUUGUUUGUAAAUAUGGAUAAAAUAUACAAAAAACUUGUUUCCAAAUGUUAGAUUAUAUAAGUACAAAUUUAAUUUUUUCUACAUUGGAAAAUCCUUUUAAUGUUAAAUCAGUUAGUUUUUAUAAAGUUGUUUAAUUAAAAUAAUUAUAUAAAGUUGUAUGUUUGCUUCAUAAAUUUAAAUGUUGAUGUAUAACAAUACAAACUGCGUAUGUACGUAGUGUUGUAACAAGAAGAAAAUUCAAGAGUUUAUUUUAAUAUACACAGGUGCUUUCAAUGACAUUUCAAUCUAAUAUAUUUUUACUGGUCUGUAUUACUUCCUGAUGCUUCCCAAAUGUAUCAAUUCAUUUACAUUUAAAGGUAUUUAACUAAUUUAUUUUGCAAAGGAUAGUAUGCUCAUAUAUAAUAACCACGUAUAUAAGUAUCUUUAUUUAUUUAAAUUUAGCAUUUUUUACAUUUCAUCUCGGAUGUACUGUUUUUUUUUUUAAAGUUGAUAGAUUUGCUGGGUCAAAUCGGUUUCAAAUUGAUUUGAGCCUGUAUAGGUAUGUGAGAAUAAAAAAGGCUGAGUUAAAACUGUUAUUCUUUCGUAUAAAUUAAUGCCCAAACUUUUAGUUUUUUUGUAUAUAAAUAAUACAAUUAUGGGCUAUAUUACAAAUAAAAUUAUUUACAAUAAAA